This is a messenger RNA of Pelobates fuscus (common spadefoot toad), 2656 nucleotides long. RefSeq names its product oocyte zinc finger protein XlCOF22-like. NCBI's taxonomy places the organism in Eukaryota, Metazoa, Chordata, Amphibia, Anura, Pelobatidae. Bases 99 to 2021 code for a protein of 640 amino acids. The transcript is spliced from 5 exons. The record is from RefSeq and is a predicted model, not a curated record. Gene Ontology annotation, biological process: regulation of DNA-templated transcription.
GCCGUCACAUAGGAAAACAUCGGCCGCUGCCGGAUUGGGGCUCCCAGACCGGCGCAGAGGUAGUGGAGCCGGGGCUGGGACACUCGGCCAGAGCUGUUAUGGACACUUCAGUAAGCCCCUUCUGCAAGGAGCAGAGCCCUUUCUCAGAAUGUCGGAGUAACCCAAUGAUAUCGGACAAAGACCAGAAACAGGUGACGGAGAGAAUAUUAAGUCUCACCUUGGAGAUCAUCUACCUGCUGACUGGAGAGGAAUACAUCAGUGUGAAUAGGAUUGAGAAGGGUGUUAUGUACAGCAAUCAGCAUGUGCCAAAAGGACCCUACAGAAUCCAGAGCACCAGCACGGCAUCUCCACUUCACUCACUGAUACAUGAGAGAAACAAGGACCAGAAGAUCUUGGAACUGACCAAUCAGAUCAUCCAACUGCUAACCGGAGAGGUUCCUAUAAGGUGUGAGGAUGUCACUGUCUAUUUCUCCAUGGAGGAGUGGGAGUAUCUAGAAGGACACAAGGAUCUGUACAAGGACGUAAUGAAGGAGAAUCACCAGACCCUCAGCUCACUGGAUAAAUCUAUUUCUGGUGAAUAUCACACCCUGGAGUUUGAAAACAAAAAUGCUGAAGACAAUGAAUCCAGCAGUGGAGAAAAUCAUUUGCAGCCAAGCAAAAUUGAAAAUCAAUUGGUAAAAUCGCAGGAAUCAGAGUUUUGUGACGAAGGAAAUCUCUCCGAUGUUAACAUUUACACACCCACAUGGCCUACAGAAAUGGAAUCUAGAUCUACUCUUAUUAAGGAGGAGUCAGCCUCAUGUGAAGGAGUAAAUCUCACAGACACCGACAUUUGUAAAACCACAGAAAAUACAGACAUAGAAUAUACAACAGUUUAUAUUAAGGAUGAUUUAGCUGCAUGUGAAGAAGAGGAUCUCCCACACAUGGACAUUUCUACACCCAUAGAACAUACAUCAAUAGAGGAUACCUCUACGCUUAUAAAAGGGCAAACACAAAGGAGGGAAGAAGUGAAUUUAUCAAAUAUUGACAAAUAUUUUACAAAACUUACUCAAAAAGAAGAUGAAGCUACCUUUCCUGAAAAUCAUCCAAAAAGUAAUCAAAAUUCUGUAGAACUAACCUCUAAUGUCCCAGUAAUUGAACCUAGGACACAUGAUAGUUGUAAUCAUGAAUCCGAUAAAUCUUCCCAGAGUGCACACAGCAGAGAAGCAAUGUUUUACUGGUCUGAGUGUCUGAAAAGCUUUAUUGGUAACCAGUCAGUUCACACAGGAAACAAGAUGGUUGCUUCUCAAACGAGGAACAUCUUCCUGCCCAAACCUGACCCUAUUAUCCCCAACAAGAGUCGCACAGGAGAGAAACGAUUAACAUGUACUGAAUGUGGGGAGAGUUUUACUCAGAUGUCAGGUUUUAUUAAACACCAGACAAUGCACACAGGAGAACCGCCAAUCUCGUGUUCUGAAUGUGGAAAGUAUUUUACUUUAAAGGCUAGUCUUGUUAGGCAUCAGAAGAUUCACACAGGUGAAAAACCAUUUAAAUGUUCUCAAUGUGGGAAUUGUUUUACCCGGGCCUCUAGUCUAGUGUUACAUCAAAGGAUUCACACAGGAGAAAAACCAUUCUCAUGUUCUGAAUGUGGAAAAUCUUUUACCCGAGCUCCACUGCUUGUGUUACACAGAAGAAUUCACACAGGAGAAAAACCAUAUAAUUGCAAUGAUUGUGGUAAAUGUUUCACCCAGGCCUCGCACCUCUCAUCACAUAAAAGGAUUCACACAGGAGAAAAACCAUUUCAAUGUACUGAGUGUGGUAAAAGCUAUAAAGAUAGCUCAAGUCUUGUUACACAUCAGCGGAUUCACACAGGAGAGAGACCAUUCUCAUGCUCUGACUGUGGGAAAAGUUAUAAAGAUGGCUCAAGUCUUGUUACACAUCAAAAGAAUCACAUAGGAGGGAAACCAUUCUCUUGUUCUGAAUGUGGGGAAUGUUUUACAGAUCACUUUUCUUACACUAGACACACGGGGACACAUAUAAGUUAAGAGGGAUUCUCAUAUAAUCUUGUUGAGAAAAAAAAUAGACUUGUGCAAAAAUCCCUUUCAGAUGUCCUAAAGGAAUGUAAAGCCUGUCAAUCUAGGAAUGCCUGAACCAUUUCGUCCGAGUCUAUUCGUUCGUACGUAGAUUGGCAGGCAUUUGAUUUGUUCGACGCGCCUGAAAGGGAUUUGUGCACAAGCCUAGUACACAAUAUUCUGCUAAUCCAUAUCUGGUGAGGAAGGAUUUAUUCAGAAAUUAAACAAAACUGAUCUGUAAGUAAAACUGUUCUGCAUGAGUUAAAGGGUUCUGUCUACUUACUCAGGUUCGGAAUUGCACAGUGGGUGUUAGACACGUGGCAGCCUGUAGUUCAUAUUAGCUGGUUUACUUUUAAAGGGAAACUAUAGUACUAGGAAUACAAAAUUGUAUUCCCCUCCGCAGAACCCUUUUGUCACUUACCUGUACCAGAGGGACAUCCGCCUCCGCUCCCCCUCUCCUUGGGGAUCUAAUGCGCAUGCACAGCGAGAUCCACGUUUGCACUAAGACAAUUCCAUAGAAAAGCAUUGAAUCAAUGCUUUCGUGUGGAGUUUUAGCUGAUACUGAAUCUCCUCAUGCACAGCGUGAGGACGUCCAGCAUCAGUUAGGC